AAGUGCUUUGUCCACAAGUAUACACGUGUGUCUCGAAAGUGAAGGCUAUUCCGCCAGCACUUGAUCAUAUACGGUUUCAUAUCAACACACACUCAUAGGGAUAAGGAAAAAAGAAAGUUCAGCCGAAUCUAGGAAACAGUGAUACAAUCAGAAAACGUAGCGGCUUUUUUUCAUCAAACUUUUUGGAGUGCCCAGACCUUGCUUGGUCUUUGUGUUUACAGAAAAAAAAACUUCAAAAUGACUAGGACCUAUGAAAACGACUGAGGACAUUUUAUAUCUAUCUCCGUGUUUUACCAUCAAAUAUGUCUGCCUCACAAAAGGGAUCACAUGACCACUUGACACCAGAAGAUGCGCCACCAAUGCGCGGGAAAAUCACGGCCUACCUCACCGUGGCUGUGUUUUCAGCCGUUAUGGGAUCACUACAGUUUGGGUAUAAUACUGGGGUCAUUAACGCCCCAGAGAAGAAAAUCAAGGAGUUUAUGAACGAGAGCCACAUCUACCGCUUUAACACGCCAAUAGAGGGGAAUACUCAGCUCAACCUUUACUCGCUGUUGGUCGCCAUCUUUGCUGUGGGCGGAAUGCUUGGUGGUCUGAUGGCGGGAUGGUGGGCAGACUUCUUUGGAAGGAAGUUUGGCAUGUUACUAAAUAAUGCCUUUGCCUUUGCUGCCGGCGGCCUUUUCUUCUUCAGUAGAGAGGCUCAUUCCUAUGAGAUGAUCAUUGUAGCGAGGCUCCUCAUUGGCUUUAACUGUGGUCUAUAUACGGGCCUGACACCUUUGUACCUGACAGAGAUUGCCACAGCUAAUAUCAGGGGUGCACUCGGUACCCUCCACCAGUUUGGCGUUACCAUAGGAAUCUUCCUAUCACAGAUCCUGGGGUUUCCGGAAAUCUUCGGUAACGGGGAAUACUGGCACGUGCUUUUGGGUCUGUGCGUUGCUCCGUCAGCGUUACAGCUCCUGACGAUGCCGUUCUGCCCGGAAAGCCCUCGGUAUUUAUUGAUUACCAAAGAAAAGGAAAACGAUGCCAUGAACGCUUUGGUAAAACUCCGAGGAACUCCGGGAGUAGACGGAGAUCUAGAUGAAAUGAGACAAGAACACCAAGCGAUGCAGUCUGAAAACAAGAUUGGAAUUCUGCGCCUAUUGAAGAAGAAGUCCUUGCGCAUGCCCCUUAUCAUCAGCAUUGUAAUGCAUUUGUCACAGCAAUUGUCGGGAAUCAACGCAAUAUUUUACUACUCCUUCAAAUUAUUUACAAGCGCCGGUAUUUCCGAUGACCUGGCUGCGCACGCAACAAGCGGGAUCGGCGCCAUCAUGGUUGUCAUGACGCUAAUCACCAUUCCGUUGAUGGACAGGAUUGGUAGGCGGAGCUUACACCUGACAGGAUUAGCUGGGAUGUUUAUCUUCAGCAUUCUGAUCACCAUUACCCUGUCUCUGACGGACAAAGUGGCUUGGUUUGACACAGCAAAUGUGAUCGUGUCACUCCUGUAUGUUGUCUUUUUUGCCAUCGGACCAGGAUCCAUUCCAUGGAUGAUAGUUGCCGAACUCUUCACGCAGGGACCACGUGUUUCCGCAAUGAGUAUAUCAGUUCUUAUCAACUGGGCUUCCAACUUUGCUGUGGGAUACGUGUUUCCCAUCAUGCAGGACGGUCUGGAGAACUACUCUUUUCUUCCGUUUACCGUUCUCCUCCUCCUGUUUUGGAUAUUUGUGUAUGCUUACCUACCAGAGACUAAAAAUAGAACAUUUGAAGACAUAGCCUCGUCCUGGGAGAAAUCUCAAAACGAGACAGGGAAUCCCCAGGCUAAAUAUACCCCGAAGGAAGACACAGCAAUAGUAGAAUUUCAACGACAACAAAAUAAAAAUCGGUGACGAGAAACGUUUGUAAAUGAUGUUAUUAUAGUCUAAGAUUUCCAUGUCUUACUGUAAAAAACUGUCUAUGAAGAACUGCGAACGAUAGUAUUAUUCUGCCACCUACCUGUAAGUCAAUUUUCAAAUGUUGACCUAUUUGAAUGAUUUUUCAUAUUUAAGUAGAUAUGUAUGUGAAUUUUUAUAAAACUUUAUUUGAGAAAACAAAGAGAGAUAACUCUAUAAUUUCGGUAAAACUUGUGUUUUUCAGUAUAGAAAUCAACGGAAAACGGAAAUUAUUUUAAAAACAUCUCCUCCCCCCAAACAAAAAUUCCUUUUUACAGGUAUUGUUUUAUUGUUAUUUUACAAAUUCAUAUCAAAGCUUUUGUUGUUUCAUGGGGGGGAACAUAUGUUUACAGACAAAAAACAGCAAAAGUGGACAUUUUCCUACCAAUUUCAAAUGAGAUUACAAAUUAAAAAAACGUACUUUAUUAAUCAUAUAUGUUAAAUUUUACAUAAGUCAAACAUACGGAAUGAUGUAAGGGUCAUGUAUCCAUUUUCCUGAGUAUUUAAAAAUCUGGUAAUGUUAAAAAGCCUGAUUUCAAUGGAAAAAAUUUUUCUACCCCUUUAUGAAAAGACUUGUAAAUAAGAGCAAUUAACUUUUUGACACUGUUUUUAAAAUUAUUAAUCAAUUAAUAAUGAACUCCUCUUUGUAUUCAAAUAAGUUUUGAUGACCAAAUUGUCAUUUGUAUUGAAUUACGUGGGUUUAAAAUGUAGGCAGGAAUCGGAAGUUAGCGUUCGCAGUUCUUUAAAAAGAAGUGUACUCAGGUGAAGGUAAAAUUGGUUGGAACGUUUUAUGUUUCCGUUUUUUAAAAUUAUUUUUUUUUUGCUUUGACUUAAAAAAAAAAAUUCAUACAUCAUUCUAAGUACAAAGCUUGUUCUAGACUUUUUUCUUAGAUUAUCUGAUAUUUUUAAAACAUCAGAUUUUCGAUGACGGUUUUUAAAGUAGUCCAGAUCAACUUCAACAUUUUAUAAAACAAUUUGUAACACAGAAUGAAAUACUUAUAAGUUAAACCAUAUUUUAUUAAAUCAAAUAAAACGUUUAACGUAGUAUUACAUGUAGAUUGCACAAGGAGUAAACCCUUAAUAUUAAUCCUUGCCCGAAAUUGAUCACAGUGUUUUGACAAAAGCUUUAUAUCAAUGGUUUCUUUACAAAUGUACAAAAAAUCUGAUUAAAUAUAGCACUUUUUACACAC
Molecule: messenger RNA, 3091 nt
Organism: Saccostrea echinata
Lineage: Eukaryota; Metazoa; Mollusca; Bivalvia; Ostreida; Ostreidae
Product: glucose transporter type 1-like
Exons: 14
Coding region: 303-1859 (518 amino acids)
Biological process (GO): monosaccharide transmembrane transport
Cellular component (GO): membrane
Molecular function (GO): hexose transmembrane transporter activity
Source: RefSeq, a predicted model, not a curated record